This is a messenger RNA of Gavia stellata (red-throated loon), 1317 nucleotides long. RefSeq names its product centrosome-associated protein ALMS1. The transcript is spliced from 7 exons. Gene Ontology annotation, cellular component: centrosome; centriole; cytosol. Lineage: Eukaryota; Metazoa; Chordata; Aves; Gaviiformes; Gaviidae. The record is from RefSeq and is a predicted model, not a curated record. Gene Ontology annotation, biological process: regulation of centriole replication. The coding region runs from base 82 to 999 and encodes 305 amino acids.
UCGCUUUCAUGGGAUACAACUUCUGCAAGCAGCAGUUCUUGGGGGCCAAGCUCUGCUCUUAGUAACAAGCGACGGACCCGGAUGCUAAACAAAGGUAUCCAAGCAGGAGACUUGGAGAUUGUGAACAGUGCAACUAAGAAAAACACUCGAGAUGUUGGUGUGACUUUUCCUACCCCAAGAUCUAGCCAGCCAAAUCACCGGCCACAGGAACCCUGGCAUUGUGUUGAUGGUAUUUUUGGGGAGUCAGAUGGUAUGGUCACAGAUCAUCAAGCAGCAGGAACCAAGGGUAAGCAGAAGGGACAGCCGGGCAAUUUUUUCGUGGAGAAAAGGAUGAAAAGGAGCAGGCUGCAUUUACCACAAGGGAUUUCAUGGUUCGUCCAAGCAGAAGACUUGAAAUCUGAAUCUAGGAAAGAAAACCACUCCAGUGCCUUUUCUGGUCCUGGUCCAUCUUGGUUUGAACCAUUGACCAGCACAAAACCUUGGAGAGAGCCUCUCCGAGAGAAGAACUGGCAAGAGCAGCAGCACAGCAACAUGAUUCAGCCAGCAGUUCCAGAAAGAGAUGCUGACAACAGGUCCUCGCGGCCGUUUGUGAAGCUUACGCUACAGGAGGCUCUUGCAGCGCAUCGCCCUGAUUUCCUCUCCCGCUCUGGAGAGCGUGUGAAGCACCUGAAGCUUGUAAUGGAGGAAAGGAGGAUACAGAGUGUACUGCAGUCUGAACGAGAAGAGCUAUUUAAUCCUCCGGAGAAAAGAAAGGGCUACAGGAAUGCAAGUCACACACUGUCUGACAGAGGUUUUCCGAUUAGAGAAAAGAGAAGAACAAUUCCAAAGAGUGAAAUGGUUCAAAGGUCUAAACGGAUCUAUGAGCAGCUGCCAGAGGUGAAGAAGAAGCGAGAGGAAGAGAAGAGAAAAAUGGAAUACAACUCAUACCGCCUGAAAGCACAGCUUUACAAAACAAAAAUCACCAACCGUGUCUUAGGGAGGAAGGUGCCUUGGAACUGAUAAAGAUCUUCCGUUCAAAUGAAGAUGUAUUGCGCUUAGUAAACUUGCAGCAUAAAGGAGAUUGUGAUGUGAAAAAGAUAAUGCAGUAAAUACUUGUGCAGUGUAUGUUUUGUGGUAUUCACUUGUGUCAUUUUUGUACUAACCAAAUCUUGCUGUAUUUAAGAAUCAAUGAUUUGACGUGAAUGACAGGUUUUUAAAUAAAUGGCUGUUUUUUGUAGUGGUGUUACGCUCUUCCAGAGUAAACAUAGUUUGGAAGUACUUGGUUCAUAAUAUGUUUGUAACUACCUGAUUGGAAUAGCAGUUUUAAUAUAUUUAUUU